Molecule: messenger RNA, 2577 nt
Organism: Penicillium waksmanii
Lineage: Eukaryota; Fungi; Ascomycota; Eurotiomycetes; Eurotiales; Aspergillaceae
Exons: 1
Coding region: 1-2577 (858 amino acids)
Source: RefSeq, a predicted model, not a curated record
AUGAUCCCGCUUUUGCUUUUCGAUGAUGGUGAUACCCUCGUCUACAUUGACCCGCCGCCGGAGAAUACCUGCCGCAAACUGCCAAGCUCAUCGACAACCACUCAUCGCAUCCACAGUGAGAAACUGCUUUCGACUGGCUCUGCUUAUCUGACGAAACUCUUUCAUCCUCGAUGGCAGAAACGAGUCGCCAAACAACGAGGCUUCCACCAGGACUCGCUACCCCGGGGCAUUAAAUAUCUCUUAGAUUUGACCCCUCCAAUCCUAGAAGAAGAUGCCAUCAUCCUAUUGACAGAGGUAUCCUGCCCGUCGGGCAUUCGAAUGUGGGCUUCGCAGAGGCUCCUGUGGAGAUUGCCGGCUUCGUGUGUUGGAGGCAAGGACAUUUGUGAGCCUGUGGAGGACGCAAUCAUUAGUCAACCGUCGUCACCCCCGCCAACCUCCCCCGCCGAGGAAGACAUCGAGGCACCUCCGAAGGACCCUGGUUUUGCUGGUUUCCAAGAUGAGGGUUUAGCCGAUGCUCCAAACAUUGAAAAACCAACGAGUCUACCGGUGGAGUACUCUCCCGUGCGUCACCGGGAAGGAAUUGAGCACAUUUUGCAUGUUUUGGAAGGUCUCAGUAUCUCCCUGGAUACUCCAUCCAAGCUGUGGACAUUCUUUGCGAUAGCCAAAGUCUUCGAUCUGGCAACUGUGCCGGCUGUGAGCGGAUACAUUCUGUCCUGGUUCUACCAGACAACCAACACCAAGUUCAUUGAGAUUCAUCCGGAGAUUGCAUACCGAGUGGCUUGUGGAAUAAAGGCCCCCGAACUUUGCCACCACGCAUUUCUUGCUCUCGUCGGGGAUGAAGCUUUGCUGAACACAAUUCGAACCGCCGAUCUUCGCCCCAGGCAUAAUUACAUCGAGAAUUUCGCUCACAGUCGGAUGAAUGGCUUCCUGGACGAUAUUGAGGUGCAGCGCAUAGAAUAUGCCAGCAAGAGCUUUGCCGAUGAUCUCAUUGACCAGUUCUUGCACCUUGCUGGGGCUGAGAUGCCCUGGCUUGACGAGAAUCCCGAGUAUCAAAAGCUUAUUGAACACCGAGAGCAAUGCUCGCGAGACCGGGCUGCAGUCAAUUAUCUGACAGGCCUUCUGAAGGAUUUUGUGAGAUACAGAAUCUACAGUCUUUUGAAAAGGACUCGAGACCCAAUUCGAUCCAGUGAUGCAGUCCCUGCGAUCACGAACCUCCGGAUGAAUUCCACCUUCCAUAAAGAGCAUGUUCUACAGCGCCUUAUCGGGAGGAGCUUCUGGUACAGCCUCUUAAACUUCAGUCUCCUUUCCGACACCGAUUUCCCGCCGGAACUCAUGUACCACCAGGCUAUUUCAGAUAUUGGCGAAGGGCUACUUGCUUUCAAAGGCCACGAGAGGGCUAGAAUCGAUUAUUUCCAUCGCACAUUUCUUGAAAGUGAGGCCAACAACAUGAACCAGAAAAUUGAGGCAGAGGCAAAAAGAUUAUUAGCCGCGUUACAGAACUCUCAAGUAACCUUGCCGAUGCGACCACUACUACCAAAAUUUGCGGGACCCGUUGCCUCAUCCUCGGCCUUCGUCCCGUCCACAGAACCGAAUCCGCACAGCAAACCAUUCGUCUUUCGUCCACGCGAGGCUCAAAACUGGAAUGGUGAGCAAUCUAGCUCGGAGUCGGUGAUGGCCUCGAACCCGAGUCCGAACACCGCUCUAGAUAUGUUCGGUCCUCCUUCGUUGGGAGAAACUGGCCGUCCGAGACAACGAAAUCAAAAUUAUCAGGCUUUCCCAGAGUAUUCGAAUUUCCCUGAAAACUCGGCACCGAUUCAGCCCCACCAGUCGCUUGCCCAAGGCAAACUUCUCGGAUCACCCGCCAAAUCCUUUGACCUGACUCUAUUCCUUGUCUCGGCCAAUACCUCCAUCCGCCAAAUCGCGCGGGGAUUACUUUUCCCUACCGAAGGGCCCUCGAUUCCAAUCACGUCUAUCGAUACUCUUAGCUGCCUUUCAGAAAAACAGUUAAACCUCUUGCCCCUCUGGGCAGGAGGCAACGACGAUGGCAGCGGUGGUGUUUUCCAAGAUCAAGACAUUCCGAUCAUGGAAACCGGCGGGUUCUCCACUCCCGGACCUGCAGUACACACUGGCAGCAAUGCAACAACGGAGGACUCAUUCAGUGAUAUUGGCCCGUCGGAUUCGCGGAGCACAAUCAACGGUGCAUCCAAUCGUGCCACACUCUCACACCAGACCGAAGUCCAGUCCCUGGGCAGCUCGUUCGAUGAGGGCUCCAUUAUGCAAGCCGAUAUUGCAGAGCCUGAAGUCCAUGAAGGAUACGAAGAACCGUUGGAAAGCGAGUACCUGGUCAAAUCUAGCCACGGAGAAUUCAACUUCGAGAUGGAUGGUGCAGACAGCGAUAGCAACAGUACUCUGAUGGGCCAUCAAUCCGACAUCAAUGGAAGUGAUGAUGAGGAUAUGGAAUACCCUGAAAACACUAGCGACGAUGAUGAUGACGACGAUGACGAUAACGAUGACCAUGACAAAAUUAUGAGUGAUGCAGCGUCUCAUGGAUUUGAGAUAGUUGAUGGGCGCCUCUAG